UGUUGGCUCGUGAACUUUGACGACAAGAUCAUGGUUUGAUCUGAGCAGUAGGAUAACAACACAGCAGAGACCAGCAAACACCUGCAGGAAUAACAUUUAUCAGAAAGAUAUAUGCAGCAACAGAGACGGCGGAAGAUCUCUGAAUGUUCGGGAACACCAGAAGAAUGAGAAACGAAUCGUGGAUGUAUCACUGUGACUUCUUUGGAGGACGACUUGAGGUGUUGCCUUCUAGCUCUCAGGCUAAUAUGCAGCUUUAAAGAGGCUGCUAUUGCACAAAAACUGAUUUUAUAAACCAUAUUUCGACUGGUACCACUUUAGGCCUUUCGCAUGUAGUCGAAGUCAUGUUGACCUUUCAUUUUACAAGCGUGGCUGGCUAGUUAAGAAGAUUCAAAAGUACCGACUGGGUGGCGAAGCUAUCAGCCGUAAACAAAGCACUCCCUGUCGGCUUGAGUGCCGACGCAAUACCGCGGUUUGAUGUUUGGCCUAACGAGGGAGGCUACUUCACCUAGCUAUCGCUAACUGGGUUAGCAGGCCGUUUCAGAUGGUCGUUAUAGUAAGAUACAGCUGUGAAAUCACUUUUAAGUUUCGUUUUGACGAGGGCUUUCAUUUUAAUUAACAUAUAGCAGCGCCGGCGUUCGCUAAAGACGGCUAAACUGCUAAUUAGCUUAUUUGUCGUUUCCAGUGUAUUAGCAUGUAAAUUACUGUAUUUUAUAAUUAUUCGAGAAAAAAAAAUACUGCUGGUUUAAAGAGCAUUUUACUUUUCUAACCUGAGGUACGGAGGUGCUGGAGAAAUUUAUUUUCGUUGUUUAAUUAUUUAGUUUGAAAAGUGUUGGGAAGAAAACAUAACGAAAUUAUCACCUUCAUUUGCCACAAAGCAAUAUGAAAUUUAGGAUUGUUUUGUUUAGCAGCUUCAAACCAAAAUAUAUUAUCUUUGCAAAAAAGCAGCGAUAAUUCAAUUUAAGUUGUGAUCUCGUUAAAAAAAACUUCUUUGAUUAUUAACAAAGAAUUUAAGUUAAGCAUUGCUUUUUCUUUUCAUGUACAUCUCAUAACAUUAUCAAACUAAUUUUACUUUCCUGUUACAUUUUAACAUUUUCCCUGCAACUUUGUGGUGCACCAAUAUCCUGGAUUAUUCCAGUUUAUUUCAAAGUCACACUACCCACAUGGGUGUAAAAUGUCACAAAGGGUUGUUUCCAAUGCCUGAGCUUUGCAGACAGUAAACGGUGCUGAAGUCGCUGACCUCUUGAUGCACCGCGAGACAGUCAUUCAUCAUUGAUGAUCUUUGUGAAAACUGUCUACGCGAUGGCAGCAUUGAACUGCCAACAGCCUGAUUUUUAAUCAUAUAAUCUAAUGUAGUCUUGGGAGCUAAGGAUCAGAUUAAGGUGAUAUUUUUUUAGCGCCACUUUGUCUUUAUGAGGUACUGAAGUCAUGGGAAAACGCAGAUCAUUCUGACUGGCUGAAAUUAGCCUCUUAAAAACUGAUACACAUUAGUGUGGAGAGCCACAUUGUGUGGACCGAAAACUGAAGAAGAAGAAGAAAGAGAUGAUGAUGAUGGAAAUGACCCAGUGACAGACUUGAUCCUGCACCAGCACACAGAUAUGAGUCUCCGUCAACCCACAUCCACCCUGGACAGUCCUUUUGCUGCCUGGCUCAGCAGCCUGACCAUCGGAGACUCGGACAGCAAGUCCACUGCUGCCCAGCAGAGGGAGCCAACAAGUGAUACUGCUGCAGAAAGUACAGGCCCUGGUCUCAUCCAGAGGUGUGUGGUUGUGCAGAAAGACCAACUGGGAUUCGGCUUCACUGUGUGUGGAGAGAGAGUCAAGUUGGUGCAGAAUGUCCGACCAGGCGGUGCUGCAGUAAAAGCCGGCGUCCAGGAAGGAGACCGAAUCAUAAAGGUGAACGGCUCGCUGGUCUCCUUCAUGUCUCAUCAGGAGGUUGUGAAGCUCAUCAAAUCUGGGCCUUACGUAGCUCUGACGCUACAAGGACCGCCGCCUGCAGCCGUCUGUGUCCCGUUAGAGCCCCUCCGUCCUGACCUCACACCCAGUCAAAGGACGUCUGUGACUGGGGAGGCUCCAGCCCCAAUGACACCACCUGUGUCCUUUGGACUGAGCAGCACCCCGUCCCAAAGAAUCACUGGACCCAAACCGCUGCAGGACCCUGAAGUUCAGAAACAUGCAAGUCAGAUUCUCAGGAAAAUGCUGGAGCAGGAAGAAGCCGAGCUGCAGAACUUGAUGCAGGAGCAGCUGCGAAACCCGUCAUCGUUGCUGGAGGAGCGGAUUGAAAGUGCCAAGAGGCGAGCGCACCAAGUCAGAGUGAAGAUUCAGCAAGAUGUGGAGGGAAGCCGAUCGGACUCUGUCACCAGCUAUGUGACUGCAGGAGAAGGUCGGGUAUCGGUGGACUCGAGUGAUGCCGAUUUGGAGGUAGGCUGCAGAACCGCUGAGGAUGUUUGUGUAUGUGGUGAUUCCACUCAUCCCGCCCCCUUCAUCCUUCCUCCUCCUCCACCUCCUCCCCAGGCCUUUGAGAGUCCCCACUCCUCCCCUUCAUCCUUCUCCUUCAGGACCCCACAGCACCGACGGCAGAACUCCGACACACGCCCCCCCUCUGAUUCGGGUGGAAAGGUCCAGAUCAUUGGUCCAGAGGAGGAGGAUGAAGAUGAUGGCGGGUAUGCAUACAAUGAGAUGGAUGGUCCGUUCCAGGAUAUUGAGCUGCUGAAGUCUCGGCCGGCUCACAUGAUGGUGUUCAUGAGAUACGUCUUCAGCCAGCUCCUUGACCCCAACCCCCUGCUGUUUUACCUGUCGGCUGAGGCCUACCUGGGAUCCAGUUCUAAAGACGCUCGCUCACUCGCACCUCAGAUCUGCUCCCAUUUCCUAGCUGCAGACGCUCCUCUGAGAAUCAAAGUCCACCAGGAGUAUCUCACUGACAUCGAGAGUCGUCUUCAUGCACAGGAGGACAUCCGGGGGCCUCUGUCUGAGCUGCAGCAGCAGGUCCUCCCAGACAUCCAGGAACAGAUCCAGGACUACAGGAACAAGCAGAUGAUGGGCCUCGGUUCCCUUUUUGGGGAGGGAGACCUGUUGCAGCUGGAUGGAGACACGGCGAAAGAGAGACAAGUGGUGGACAGACAGGUCACCGCCCUCUGGGAGAUAUUAUCAAAGCACGAAGAGGACAGAAGCAGCUCUCCUUUGGCGUCGGCGGUGCUCCUUUACCUGCGACAUUCUGGGAUCAAGCUCAGAGACUCCAAGGUGUUCCCCAGUCUAAGCACAGAGAAGGAGAAGUGGCUCGCCUUCUUAAAAACGAAGAAGCUAAGUGGUGCCAAGAAAGACAAAGAUGGUGAGGAUAAAAGGAGGAACCCCAUCCUGAAGUACAUUGGCAAACCUCGGACCACGUCCCAGUCCACAUUCCAUGUCCCGUUGUCCCCUACUGAAGUCCGUGCUGGCAACGUGCGGAACAUCAUUCAGCAGUUUGAGAACAACACAGAAACGGCAGGAGAGGAGGGGAGCGAUUCCACCGACACCCAGAGACUCUCCUCAGGCAGCCUGGGAGAAGAAUCCAUGGACAGCCCGGCUGUCUCUGUGCGUCUGGCUCGUAGCGAGUCGCUGAAGGCUCAAGGAGAAGGGCGCCGGCGCGGCACCGCCUCAGCAGCAGAUUCUGUCCCUCGCUCUCGCAGUGAUGUGGACAUGGAGGACUGCGGUGAGGAGAGGGACGGUCCAGGCCUCCGGGCGCUGCAGCACAGCGCCUCGUCGUCGGCAUCAAGCAGCUCUGCGCGGUCUCUAGAGAACCCUACACCCCCAUACACCCCUCGGUCUAGGCGCAGGAGCGUAGACUCGCAGCUGGCACUCCUGCCAGACGUGGUAGCGUCAGAGGAGGAGGUGCUGCUUGAUGGUCAGAACUGGCAGGAUACGGUGCCUCCUCAGCUGCUCGCCACACUCAGCCCGAGGGAGGUGGACAGGCAGGCCGUCAUCUAUGAGCUCUACACCACUGAGGUGUCCCACCUGCGGACCCUGAGGGUCCUGGACCAGGUCUUCUUCCAGAAGUUGCGGUCUGUGCUGUCCUCUGAUGAACUGGCCUGCAUCUUCCCCAACUUGCCUCAGGUGUACGAGCUCCACGCCAGUCUCUGUGAGGGAAUGAAGAAUCGAAGAGAGUCUCCCGUUGUCCAGGAGAUUGGUGACGUUUUACUGUCCAGGUUUGAAGGUGCUGCUGGGGAGGAGUUUCAGGAACAGGCGUCACAGCUGUGCAGGCAACAGUCUCAGGCCCUGGAGCUCAUCAGGAACAAAGAACGCAAAGAUCCUCGCUUCGCUCAAGUCAUCCGGGAGUGCGAGUCGAGUCCUCACUGCAGGAGGCUGCAGCUCAAAGACCUGCUGGUGUCGGAGAUGCAGAGACUCACCAAGUACCCACUGCUUCUCGACAACAUCAUCAAAUACACGGAGGCCGGAUCACCUGACCUCCCUUCGCUCCAACAAGCCCACGCUUGUUGUCGCGGGAUAUUGAAGUUCGUCAACGAGGUUGUCGGGGAAAUGGAACAGCAGCGACGCCUCAGCCAAUACCAGCGCAGGCUGGACGCGGCUCCUCAGUUUAAGAGUUUAGACCUGACCACAAAGAGAAUGAUCCAUGAAGGUACCCUCAUUUGGAAAGUCAGCAAAGAGAAGCAGUUAGAGAUCCAGGCCUUGCUGCUGUCAGACUGUCUCGUCCUGCUCCAGAAAGGCCCUGAUGACCGGCUGCUGCUGCGAGGUCCUUCCCGCUGGCUGGCCGGGGGUGGAGGAGGCAGCGCAGACACCAAGACCACCUUCAGCCCCUUGGUGAAGCUGGACUCACUGCUGGUCCGCUCAGUAGCCACAAACAACAAAGCCUUGUACAUCAUCAGCACAACACAGAGUCAGAUCUACGAACUGGUGGCUGCAUCGCCAAAGGAGAAAAACACUUGGAAAGAAUUACUUGAAAAGGCCAUCUCAUGUGCUGAUGGCUCACUGCCCCUCAUCAUUCAGGGGUCCAUGCCUGUGUCUUACUCAAGCCUCGGCAGCGAUUCCACAGGCUCCGCUGUUAGCCGCGUAUACAGAGAUGAGUCUCUGGUGGAGCCGUCUGUUUCCAUGGCAAUGGAGCCCUCGGAUGACAACAUUGUACUCUCACCUGAUACACCUCCAGACCAAUCAGAAUCAUUCCUCUGUGGUGACAAACAAGCAGUGGGUGUGGCUGAAGCCGCAUUACAUCACGUUGAAACAUUAAGGCAGCUCAUAUUACGAGAUCUCGAAGAAGAUGGGUGGAGCCACAAUUCAGAUGACACGCCCACCAAUGAGACAGCCGAUAGUAGGACCUCAUUUAUUGAAAGAGAGCGGCCGGUGUUGCUGGAAACGAUCCUGAACUUCAGCGGCAACGAAUGUGAGGAGGAGCCUGAGGAAGCUCCGCCCUCAGAGCCGGAGCGACCCAUUGUCCAGGUGGUGAGGAAAGCUGUGGUGGCGGGUUCUUCUCUUCCUGAUGACAUCACUGAUGUUGUCUCCCUCCUCUCAGACCAAUCAUCCAAGCCAAGAGGCGGGGCCACUACACAGGGAAACACUUUCUACUUGGUCAUGCCGACAGAACAAGGAGAGAGUGCCACUGAUGACAUCAUCGACCCUCCUGUGCCCACCGCCGCCCACUUCCCUCAGCAGUUUGAGGAAGUGAUCGGAGAUAAUGGACAGCUGGACGAGGAGACGCUGUCCUGCGGGCCAGAUCCCAACCAAUCGGAGGCCGUGCAAGCGGAACAGGAAGAAGAAACGCGCCUGCCGCAGACUGGGCGCCAGAGUCACGUGAUCAGAAAUGUCGAUGAGAUUUUCCACACGAUCGAGUGCUUGGCGAGCAAGCUGCGCCAGCUGAGGGAAAUAGAACAGGCUCAUCACACGCUUCUGAAAACCCUCAGAGAGCCAGCUGUCAAUCAAGAGUCAGAGGAGCCUCUGUGUCACUCGGCAACCAUCUCCAGGACACCGUCCUUGGAGCGCGGCUCAGGAGACGGCAAAGAGGGAAUUCCAGCAGAACCCAAGAUUCAGUCGACUGGAUUCUGAUCAGGCUGCUUUCUGUCGGGUGCGGGCGCUGUUGUAGCCCCGCCUCCCCUCGCCCUCACUCCUGCAUGCACCGACUCGAUGAGCAGAACCCCGGAAGGACUCGGGUUGUUUUUCUGUUCCCCUGAAAAAUCAGGAAGCCGGUUGGCUGGGAAUUCCCUGCUGGAGUGAUUAAACAAAACUAUGAAGGAAGCACAAAACAGAAGGUGAUUAAAACCGGCGUCCGGUGCGAGUGGGCUGAGAAACAAAAAGUCGCUAGAAUUGAAAUGGAAAGUGGGGGGAAAAAAAAGUUGAUUUGUUGAAUGGAUUUUAAGAGCUGAUUGAAGGCAGGAAGCAGAAAAGUGUUGAAAUGAUAAUUUAAGGAAAGUUCCGAGGGACCCGUCACCCCAGCACUUUACCCACAAUCCCUCUCUGGUGUGUACGUACGACCUUUUCAGCGGACACUUCAGGGAUGGAGGUGUUUUGUUUUUUCCUAACGGGCUGACCUUUGAACCAAGAUGGCGUCUGUGGUUCCCGCUGCACCUCACGGCUUCUUUACGCGGGGGUCAGUGGAUGUCGCGGCUGAGGUGCAACGUCUUUAUAAUCCAGGUUAUCGGCGCAGUUUGACGCAGAGCUUCUGCUCAGCUGAUUUUUUUUUUUUUUUUUUUUUUUUUUUCUCAAUCAGGGGAAACGCUUCACUGCACCAUUUACUACUGAAACUCUGUCAGGUUUUAUUUUCAGGUUAAACCGCAUCACCAUGAAACGUCUGUGUGCUGCAUGUUAAUCUAAAAUCCUGAUUCCCUGUAAAACACUAAAACCAGAGUCAGUGUUUACAUUCUUCUAACCCAGGACAGGAUUUUCCCCAAGUAGCUUCAGUGAGGACGAGUCGCUGCACACAGACUUUAUUUAUUUAUCGGCAGACGAGGGAAUUGAACCUUUACGUGUUUGUGCGUUAAUGUCACUCUCCGCGGAUCGUCCAUAAAGGACAAAAGCUACAUCAUCCUUUUUGUUUGUCUCAGCUGGGAUGCACAUAACCAGCAAAAAUAGAUGCUAAAGACAUGAGACCAAGUUAUUAUUUCAGCUACUUUCAUUGAAAACAUCAAAGAAACUUCACUUUUUCUUUUUUUUUGCAUUUUAUUUAAGAUAUUGUCUCAACACUACUUCAAAAGUGACAAACUGAUGCAGGAGCUGAACAUCACUCGACCUGUUACCACAGUAUGACACUGAAACAACCUUUUGAUCCAAAAAUUCUUUAGGAUUAGGGCCAAAUGUUUGUGGUAUCUUUGGAUCUACAGCGCAGAAUAACCGUAGUGAUCUAAAAUUGUGGGGGGGAUCCUUCAGAAAACUCUAAUUGAAAUGUAGGUCAACAAGUAAAAUGGAGGAAAAAUUCUGUCUUCUGUCAAUUUGUAAAACCGAAACAUAAUCUUGUUGGACUGCUUCAGUUGUACUGGUUUGACCUUUGACCUGAAUGAAAGCAGCUCCUACAGUGCCAGAAAAAAGAAUUGCACAGUUUUUUGUUUGUUUUUAUGCACAUUAUGAGCCGUUUCUGUUGCUUCUGCUCAGGUGGCACACAGCAGUUUGUUUUUACUUGGCUGUGCAUGUCAAAGGUCAACAGCAGAGUCAGAAUGGAUGUUGAACAGUUAACUGUGUCAUUUGUUUGAGUCCUCACUCUGUUCUUCAUGCAGGAAGAGCAAACUGUGUACACUGCACACAUUCUAGAAGUGUGAAAAUAUCUAAAGCUUAAAGCUCACAACACUAACUGUACUCAUCACCACACUACUUGGUGCAGCACACACACAUGCUAAAAAAACAACAGCAAAACAUAUUUCAGGCUCAGGUUUAGCAGAGCAACUUCGACAGCUGAUAUCAAUUCUUAAAAGUUCUACCAAAGUGAGAACUCUCCUUUUUUUCCUCUGUCUCUUAGCUGCUAUCAGUUUUUCAUGGGGGAAAAGUCUCAUAUCACAUCAACUCAUUUAGCGCACACACAGACAUGCAAUAUAUACACAACGUUGUGUGCUUAAGUGGCACACAAAAUUUGGUGUGGAAGCAAAACCAGAUGAUGAUCUUAACUGGAAUUAAUAUGGAUUCUUUAAAAAAAAAAAACUUUCCUUGUCCAUUCUUCAUUUUUUUCCUGAGUCUACCUCUACACUUGUACUUUUCAAUCAUUUUUUUCUUUGUGUUCAUGUUUAUUGUAUGCAUUGACAUCAGCGCUGUGGCCCUAACUGACUGUAAAGAAGUGAUAGCUGAUUCCAUUUUUUAAUGAUGUUGCACAAAUUAAAAAAGAAAAAGAAAAAUAUCUCCCUGCACGGUGCAAACUACUGUCCACGUAUACACGUUUGUUUAACUAUCAUCUCAUUCUUUUUGUUUGUUUGUUAAUAUAUCUACUCAUGUAACAUAGCAAUCAAACCCAUUUGUUUUAUACAUUUACAUUUUUGUGUUCUGUAAAGUCGUAAGUUCUUGUAUUUGAUUUUAUUUUUGUAGAUAUAGUAAUUAAAAAAAGAGUGGAUGUAUAAAUUAUUUUUCUCCCUCAUUUUUGAAAGUGGUGAGAUUGUUCGGCUGCACAGAAGGGGAAAAAAAGCUCAUCUCAGAUUAAUGUGUUUUAUGAUAUUAAAAUGAAACUG
This is a messenger RNA of Thalassophryne amazonica, 8623 nucleotides long. RefSeq names its product Rho guanine nucleotide exchange factor (GEF) 11 (gene arhgef11). The record is from RefSeq and is a predicted model, not a curated record. The transcript has 41 exons. Bases 1596 to 6026 code for a protein of 1476 amino acids. Gene Ontology annotation, cellular component: cytoplasm. NCBI's taxonomy places the organism in Eukaryota, Metazoa, Chordata, Actinopteri, Batrachoidiformes, Batrachoididae. Gene Ontology annotation, biological process: G protein-coupled receptor signaling pathway; intracellular signal transduction. Gene Ontology annotation, molecular function: G protein-coupled receptor binding; guanyl-nucleotide exchange factor activity.